Molecule: messenger RNA, 5748 nt
Organism: Anopheles funestus (African malaria mosquito)
Lineage: Eukaryota; Metazoa; Arthropoda; Insecta; Diptera; Culicidae
Gene: tws
Product: protein phosphatase PP2A 55 kDa regulatory subunit
Exons: 7
Coding region: 1014-2657 (547 amino acids)
Biological process (GO): peptidyl-serine dephosphorylation
Cellular component (GO): cytosol; protein phosphatase type 2A complex
Molecular function (GO): protein phosphatase regulator activity; protein binding
Source: RefSeq, a predicted model, not a curated record
UGCUUGCGUUCGGCCGCAUGGUACUUCAUUCAGUCGAGGAGCGCCGAGUUGUUCGAAUCUUUGAACGUUCGCAUGUUUGCCAACAGUGUGUUGUUGUUCGGCAGCGAACAGCAUCGAGCGAUUCGUCUACGUGGGUGGUGAAUAAACGUUGAUCGCGAUCAUCCGAUCGUCAUACAGCAGAUGCUGUACCGUGAUAGGUAAAGAAUGUUAUUGUAAAACAUUUUGGAAUCUGCUAUUUUGGAACAGUGUCAACAAUUUUUAAACAUUGAUUGCAUUGCAGCGACAUUGAAGUUAUCGAUAUCUGUUACAAACUAUUAUCAGUACAGUGCAAUUUUUGUGAUAUCACCUUUUGUUGCUGUGUGUUUGGUGUAAAGUCUGAUAAGGUUUCGUGUCCGUUUAACGGAACUGGAGAACGCUUCAGGAAGUGCACGAUCGCGAGUAUUGCCGAGCAUCAUAGCACCAUAUUGUCGACCAUUUGUGACGAUCUUGCUGUGGAUGCCUCACCGUACGACCCCACGGUCGAUCGUUGGGGAACCCCUGCCGAAUUCGAUUUACACGAUCAAAAGCCGGUGGAAAGGAGCCACGACGGUUGGCAAGCAUUGCCUGAAAGCUAAACGUUUCACAUUCACACCCAUCUUCAGCGUAUCGUGUCCUUACCGCGGCGACGGGUUCGAAGGUUAAUACAACCGUACCGGAAGUGCAGUGUAGAAUUGUUGUCCGAAUCGCAACCAAUUUGUUGCUCCAAAUUGAAGGUGUACAGUGAAUGCACAGAAACACAAAAAAAAACAACAAAAGCGUCCUUGACAUCUUCUCUGGAUAGCGGCACAGCAGAAACUGAUGCCUAGUGCUAUCAACUUUCAAAGAACGCGGUGGUCACUCCAGUGAAAUAGCGUACCACCAUUAUUUGUUCUUUCCUUUUGCUCCCGCUUCAUGGUUCUGAUAAAACAGCAACGUCAGCAUCCCCGACAUCUUCGUUCUGACCGUUUGAAGCAUCAACUGCUUUCGAUCGAUCGAUGAAGUCUAAAGUACAGACGAGCUUUAGACAGAAUGCGUCAUCAAUUGGGCGAUGGGGACGAUCGACAACGAACCCGGUAACCAUUCCAGGCAGUACGGCCAGCGGAACGGCUGAGGGAUACAGCUACACGUUGACCAGCAGCCCUAGUCCUCCAAACAGUCCUCCCAUCAAUAUGCCACCGCCAAUACCACCUCGACCUGUGAUACGACAGUCCAGCUUCACGAAGAUAGGAUACAUGAUCAAUACGGCCGUCAAUGGAACUAAAAAGCAAUUCAGCAGCAGUAGCAGCAACAGCAGCAGUAGUAACAGUGGUAAUGGCGAAACAUCGUGGUGCUUUUCACAGAUAAAGGGUGCCCUGGAUGAUGAUGUUACCGAAGCCGACAUCAUUUCCUGCGUCGAGUUUAAUCAUGAUGGUGAACUUUUGGCUACCGGUGACAAAGGAGGAAGGGUUGUUAUAUUUCAGAGAGAUCCGUCUUCGAAGGCAUCCACACCGCGACGUGGUGAAUAUAACGUGUAUUCCACGUUUCAAUCGCACGAGCCAGAGUUUGAUUACUUAAAGUCGCUCGAGAUCGAGGAGAAGAUCAAUAAAAUCAGAUGGCUGAAGCGAAAGAAUCAGUCACAUUUUCUGCUUUCGACCAACGACAAAACGAUCAAGUUGUGGAAGGUGUCCGAGCGCGACAAGCGUGUGGAGGGUUACAACACGCGGGAAGACAAUGGUAGCAUUCGCGAUCCGGCCUCGAUCAAUGCGCUGCGAGUUCCAACGAUCAAACCGAUGGAUCUGAUGGUGGAAGCGUCGCCACGUCGCAUUUUUGCGAACGCACAUACCUAUCACAUUAACUCGAUCUCGGUGAACUCAGAUCAGGAAACAUACCUAUCGGCGGAUGAUCUCCGGAUUAACCUGUGGCAUCUAGAAAUUACAGACCAGAGUUUCAAUAUUGUCGACAUUAAGCCGGCAAAUAUGGAGGAACUGACAGAAGUGAUCACCGCGGCCGAGUUCCAUCCGACAGAUUGCAACGUGUUCGUUUACUCGAGCAGCAAGGGUACAAUUAGGUUAUGUGAUAUGCGCUCUUCGGCGUUAUGCGACCAGCAUGCAAAACUGUUCGAGGAGCCAGAAGAUGUGGAUGUAACAAAUAAAAGUUUUUUCCGCGAAAUAAUCAGUUCUAUUAGCGAUGUAAAGCUGAGCAACUCCGGGCGCUACAUGAUCUCGCGGGACUAUCUGAGUAUUAAGGUGUGGGAUUUGCUCAUGGAAACGAGACCCAUUGAAACGUAUCCGGUUCAUGAAUACCUCCGUACAAAGCUGUGCUCGCUGUACGAGAAUGAUUGUAUCUUCGACAAGUUCGAAUGUUGCUGGAAUGGCAGCGAUUCGGCAAUUAUGACCGGCAGUUACAACAACUUCUUCCGCAUCUUUGAUCGUAACACGAGUAAGGACGUAACGCUGGAAGCGUCCCGGGACAUUAUCAAACCGAAGACAGUGUUGAAGCCGCGCAAAGUCUGCACCGGUGGCAAGCGGAAAAAGGACGAGAUCAGCGUUGAUUGUUUGGCCUUCAACAAACGAAUUCUUCACACUGCUUGGCAUCCGCUCGAAAACAUCAUCGCCGUGGCCGCAACCAAUAAUUUAUUCAUAUUUCAGGAUAAGUUUUAGCCAAUAGUAAUAGUAGUAGUGAGGAUAAUUAAACAUUAUUCUAAUUGUAAUGAUUAUUAUUAUUAUUAUUGAUAGAGUUUCCUGGGCAAGGCGAAGAACAAAAGAACUGUAAGGGAUAUGGAGUUGUGUGAAAGUGAUGAGAGAAGCGCAAUAUUUUGGCAUACUCUGUAAAGCGAUUGGGAAAUGCGAACGAAUUGAUAGAAAUAGCGUUUGAGCGAAACAUAAGCUUUGUGCGCUUGUUUCGGUUCAUACAGUAGAAAGGAGCAGGAGUAAGACGAAACAAUCAAAUGGCUAAAAAUGAAAAGAACCCGCCUUUUGUAGCUUGGCGAAUAAUGGGCCGUCGUAAUGGAUGGUACAUCUUUCACUGAAAGAGUGUGUCAAGAUUAAGUGGCCACACAAGGUAGCUAGGAUAGACGAGAUGAUGUACGGUGAUCCAAUCGCAUUGCACUGCAUGUUAUUUAAGCACAUGAAGUUGAAACAGCUUUACACAGUUCAUAUUCUGCGCGAAAAGACAAACAAGUUGAUGUUGCUGAUGUGCGAUCACGUUGCGAUUGAGUUUUCCUUCGCACUUUGUCCCUUCGAUUGAAUGGGAAUAAUGGUUUGGCGAAUAAUCGGAUCUUUCAUUUUGGUUUUUGCAUUUUUCAUUUGUCGUUAAGUAGCAACUGUUUUGAUUUGCCAAAUGUCCCCAGGCCUAGCAGUCCCAGGAAACGCAUGAUCAAGAGCAAUCCGAUCGUUAUCCGCCCCAACAAUAGUAUCAGGAGUGUUGGCUUCAACGACGGCACUAUACACAAGAACAAUAACUACUAAAACGCCAUGCAUGUGUUUGAGUGCGGGUAUGUCGUGUGAAUGAGCCCAAGUAUGAGUGCGUUAGAAUGAGUGUGCGCGAUGUAUUUUGAAUGCGAUAGUGUGCGGAGAACAGAAAGAGUGGGACGCACUGCGUGCGCUUGGAAUGAUGAGGAGUGUGAAAAAGGAAGUACAUCGUUAAUUCUAGAUUCUAGUGAAAUAAACCAGUUAGGCCGGUGUUUUGGGUAAACGAUUCUAGCAACGGAAUGAAGCAGUGUAAAAUAAAACGAAUCCCUGCGUACAUGGCGAUAGCCUGUUACACAGUGCAAAGGAGAGAGCACAGUCAGGAUGAUAAGCAACUGGGAAUAAUUUUGCACAUAGUGAAAAGGGUAUCAGGAAGAAAACGUCAAUCUUGAGGAUGUAACGACAAAAUAGUCAAAAUCAAUCCUAAUUUGUUUCAUUUAGAAAUUACUGGUUGAUGAUUUUUUUUUCUCAUUUUUGAAUCGUUGUCUAUCAUCAUUUCGAGUCAUUCUAUCAUUAGAGAGAAUUACAAAACAAUAAGAAUUACGGACAUAUAGUAUACAUUGAAAGUUCACAAAAAUCGUUCUCACAAGGUAGACCGGACACAUCGGACAAAAAGUAAUCAACGCAUCAAAGGUUUAAUUAAGAAAGGCUAAGUAAAAUAUCAGCAUACUUCGCAGCUCAAUAAUGGUUAAACAAAAAAAAAACAGCAGUACCUUUUCUGUGUUGAAUUAGCAUAAUGCGACUGUAUGUAUGUAUGUAUGUAUUGAGGGGUAGGCGCGCGUAUUGAAUCGGCAUUUCGAUAACCUGCUUUCAAUUUCCACUCACAGUUUCAUUUGCGAAAUGAAAUAUGUUUGUAAAACUAUUCAAAAAGAAGGUGUUGUGUUAACGAAACCAUUCUCAUAAACACUUUGCUCUCCCACUCAGUCUCGGCUAUUCCAAUUGCACUUUAUGCAGCCCAUUACAGAGAGAUUAUGAACGGCAUUAUUGGUCAUUGAAAGUUCGGUUGAUGGUGCCAGUCGACGAAGCUUUAUGCAUGAGGGAUUUAUAACACUUAACACAUUUUAUCGUUUAUUCUGUUGUGCAUUUAAGUGGGCAAGGCUGAAGCUUAGGAAAGGAGAGAGUAAUAGAAGCAGAAUAUGGUCAGAAAUAAACGACAGCAGCAAAUCGAAAGCAAACACUCACCGCACUUAAUUACGAUGCAUUAAAAAAAAACUAAAGCUAGAGAGAAAGAAGGACACAAUUAAAAUAUUAAGCUAAGAGGAUGUGUGAGCAGCAGAAAGGAUAUGCUGCGGCGCAUGGCAGGGAAUGUGGCGUUUGUUGUCGUUGUAAAGAGUUGUGCGCUAGAUCACAGACAAUUGGAAUGCCUGUGAGGGGCAGCAGGUGCUGUUGGAUGGGUUGUGUAGCACGAACGUUUGUCGAUCGUGUCAUAUGAAUUCGGUUUUAGAUGUUCGCCAUUGUUUUCUUAACGAAGAUCGAACUGCCACUGUUUUGGGGUAGUAAGGAGAAACGCCGAAGCGACGUGUUAAAAAAGCAGUUUACACAUAAUAAGGCAAUCAGAUGUGCAAACGCAUUAUGAUACAUCUUGCAAAAGAGAGUACGUACGGUACGGUUAUGUGUAGCAGCGUCUUAAAAACAAUUCCUUUUGCGAUAGUGUUUUUUUAUUACUAUUCUUUAUAUUAAGUUAAACUUUUAUCCCACUUAUGUUGUUGCUGCCCUUGUUCCGACUUGUUUUGUUAUUAGAGCUUUCGUUUGUUUACUCCAGAAGCAGUUGUAACAUUUGGUCGGUAUCGCAGAAUCCGUGUGGCAGAGCACACUUCUUCGUCGCCUUGCAUCUGGAUGAAAAGACAAACACAACAGAGGCGGCAACCACGAUUGGUUUAUAGAUUGAGCGGAAAUGCGGGACAGAAUUACUUGUGUAUGAUGGCAUGUGAUACUCGUCUUUACUUCGUCUUGUACGGAUCGCAAAAGACUAUAGACAACAAGUAUAGGAAGGUUCUGUAGAUGAUAGUGAUGGCAAGAAUAUGCGCAGGAACAAAGAUGAAGACACAAAUCGCGUUAGCGAGCGACGAACGAGGGUGACAAAUGCAAAGGCUUGAGAAGAUAUGGCAGCAUAGCAGGGUGGUAAACAUACACACACACGCAGCAUUUUGGCGCAGAGAUAAAGAGAAGAAAAUUGGAAUGGUUUAAGAAAUCCAAGAAACGAAGCAACAUAAGCGAAGCGAACAAGAGAAACAACAAAAAUCAAAUGAAAUAAAACAAUGAAAUAAACCACAACAAGCAAGAA